Messenger RNA from Phragmites australis (common reed), 755 nucleotides. Its product is annotated as GPI-anchored protein LLG1-like. Lineage: Eukaryota; Viridiplantae; Streptophyta; Magnoliopsida; Poales; Poaceae. The coding region runs from base 153 to 755 and encodes 200 amino acids. The record is from RefSeq and is a predicted model, not a curated record. The transcript is spliced from 4 exons.
GUCUCCCGCACGUUCCGACGUGCCGAUUAACCGCCACGUCGCGUCCUCCCACGCACAUUGCCACACCUUCCUCUGCCUCUCUCCCUUCCUUUCUCUUCCACGGACACCGGAGGAGAAGGAUCGAUCCGAUCAGGGAGGAGGCGUGGGCAGAGAUGGAUCUCCACAGAGGCGUGGCGCUGCGCGCGGCCUUGCUCGCCGCCGUCCUCGGCUUCGCGGCCGCUGGGUUCAUCUCAAAUGAUGCGCUGCUCGUGCACGGGCACGACACCGCCGGCCGGAGCUUGCUGCAGGCCAAGAAAGAUUGCCCAGUGAGCUUCGAGGGCGCGAACUACACGGUGAUCACGAGCCGGUGCAAGGGUCCGCUGUACCAGCCGUCGCUGUGCUGCGGCGCGCUCAAGGACUUCGCGUGCCCGUACUCCACCUACAUCAACGACGUCACCACCAACUGCGCCGCCACCAUGUUCAGCUAUAUCAACCUGUACGGCAAGUACCCGCCGGGGCUCUUCGCCAACACCUGCCACGAGGGCGACAAGGGCCUCGCCUGCCCCGAGGACACCCCGCAGGUCAAGCCCGGGGAGCAGGCCGCCAGCGGGGCGGCCGCCGCCGCCCCGGCCGCUGUGGCGGCUGGCGUCGCCGCCUUGUCCGUGUCGUUGCUGGUGUCUUGGUACGAUACCAAAGGGCCUAUGACGGAAGACAGGAGAGCCGAAAGCUCCGACAACAACCCAAAGGGUUAUGCGAAGCAGGAGUUCGGAGGGUGA